Syngnathoides biaculeatus (alligator pipefish) is the source of this 3534-nucleotide messenger RNA. It is a transcript of the gene rps6kc1, whose product is annotated as ribosomal protein S6 kinase polypeptide 1. The coding region runs from base 126 to 3353 and encodes 1075 amino acids. Gene Ontology annotation, molecular function: protein kinase activity; ATP binding; phosphatidylinositol binding. Gene Ontology annotation, cellular component: early endosome. The transcript is spliced from 16 exons. Gene Ontology annotation, biological process: protein phosphorylation. NCBI's taxonomy places the organism in Eukaryota, Metazoa, Chordata, Actinopteri, Syngnathiformes, Syngnathidae. The record is from RefSeq and is a predicted model, not a curated record.
CUCUGAAUACGUCACAGCGACAGAGAUUUAGGUCAAAGUGUGAGGUCUCACUCUCACUCAAUUUCCGCACCCCCCGCUAUCAAAGUCAAUGGGUGCUGCGCGCUUUCGGCAAUGUUGUUAUCAGAAUGAUAUCGCAGCGGGACAGCGUGGAUUUCGCUCGUUUUUAUACCGUCACGGACCCCACGAAGCACCGGAAAGGCUACACGGUUUACAAAGUCACCGGGCGGAUCAUUUCGCGAAAGAACCCAGAAGACAUCCAAGAGAUAACGGUGUGGAAAAGGUACAGUGAUUUCCGGAAACUUCACCACAACCUCUGGCAGCUGCACAAGAAUGUUUGUAGCCAGUCAGAACUGUUUCCACCCUUUGCCAAGGCGAAAGUUUUUGGUCGCUUUGAUGAGUCCGUGAUUGAGGAGAGGCGGCAGUGCCUGGAGGAUCUGCUGCAGUUCUCAGCGAACAUUCCCGCCCUUUACGGCAGUCAGCACAUUCAGGAGUUCUUCAAGGGAGGCGAAGUCCACGACUGCUCGGAGCUCAUCGGACCGUCGUCUGAGCCCUUUUACGAAUUCCUGGCCGACUGCAGCUCGGAUGUUCAAAGAGACAAAAGUUGUGGCGAAGAUUUGACGAUCACAUCAGAGUAUGGAGGCCCGUCCAGUGACAGCAGCGACUUGAACUCGCUGCCCGUGGACACCGACUCUUUGGCGGAGCUAGACGAUGGCAUGGCCUCGGGCCGCACGUCCCCGAGCCAGCCGCACGAGGGCGCCUCCGGCGUCAGCAGCAGCAGCAGCCCCCGCUUGCCCUCCCUGCACGAUCGUCGGCGUUCCCCGGCCCCGAAACCGGAGGGCAACCGAGCUGGCCGCGCGUCGCUCUUCUCCAAAAAAGCCGGCGGCCUCAAGGAGAAACUGAAGGGCGACUACCUGGACAAAGCCGGCGAUCUUAUCUGUGUGGCGGUGCAGAAGGAGAAGGAUCGGGACUACCGGGCGGCGUUCGCCUUCUACAGCAGCGGAGUGGACCUGCUCCUUCAAGGUGUUCAAGGUGAACCGAGCCCGACGCGGCGAGAGGCAGUGAAGAAGAAGACGGCCGAGUACCUGAUGCGAGCAGAGCAAAUAUCCAGCCGGCAUCUUUGCAGCCACGUGGGCCAAGGAUCUACACAAUCAGUGCAGCAGUUGAUGGGGACGCAGUGCUGCGUAUCCACCAGCAGAGGGAGCCGGCAAAGUCUUUCUGACGAUCUGGGUGCUUACAGGGUGGUGGGCGUCAUCGAUAAGGUUCUUUUGGUCACGGACAAGCGAACACGAGAGAUGUUCGUCAUGAAAGGUCUGAGGAAGAGCAGCGACUGCGGCCGACUGAAGAAAACCAUCACGCCCCGCUCCGUGCCUCACAUGGUACAGCUCAAAAAGCUGAUCGACUCGGAGGACAGCGUCUUCCUCCUGCUGCAGCACGCCGAGGGUGGUAAGCUGUGGACCCACAUUGGGAAGUAUUUGCGGGAUUCCAGUCCAGACGACAGCUUUGAAAUUCCUUUCAUCCAGAAAAGCCACACAGUAGCCGUGCACUCGCCACAAUACGGCGCGGGUUCAGAUAGUCCCAACCGCGGGCCCGUCGCUGGACGGGAUUCCGCGCCCUGUGUAAGCAACCAAGUCAAAGACGCUGCUGCAGCCUUCCCGCAUCGAAGCGGCCUCGUCGCCAAGAUCGGGAAAAAAAUGGCAGCCUGCUCAGACUCCGGCGCCACCUCUGAGGAAGAGUGCACCAACAGUUAUUUAACGCUUUGCAACGAGUACGAGCGGGAGAAAGUGGAACCCGACGCGCUGGAGGAGGACAACGAAACGAGGGGCGGCCAGGAAGGGUCGGCCCACGUGGCGCCCGGGGCCGCCUCCUCCUCCUCCGCCGCCGCCUCGCGGGGCCGCCCGCUUCCCAGGAGCGAUGGUCCGCCCUCGGCGGCGGGCUGCCAGGAGCUCGUCUUUUUUGCCAACGCGCCUGACAAGAGGCGAGACGACGAGGGUUGGGACGACGGCGACGUGCAACGGGCGCCGCCGUCUCUGGACCGGUCCAAACGCACGCCCAUGGCGUUUUUCCGGAUUGACAGCAGAGACAGCGCCAGCGAAGUGACCUGCCUUGAUUCAGGAGAGCAGCAGCAGCAGCAGCCGCCCGCCUCCCAUAAACAGCCCCCCGCUUUUUCCCCCUCCGAGGUCGUUGAUGAUCUUCCAGAGCUCGCUCCGGAGGUGGAGGGCCGCACCGCACAGCUUUGGGGGUCAGAUUCUUAUGAUAAAGGUUGCAGUGAGUCAGUGCCGGUCAUUUCUUUUAAAGAGGCGGCAGCGGAGGAUGAAGGUCAUCCGCCGGACCUCUUGGUCAAUCUGCCCGUAACGAGCGGGGCCGCAGACUCCCGACGAGAGGAAUCGGAAACUUCCGUGCCGUGUCCGGGCCUUGAGGUCGCGACCUCUCCUCAAAGGUCCAUCAAGCCGGAUGUUUUACAGCUCCCGGGCCAGUCUGAGGGAGAGGAAGAACAGCGGCCGUCACCUUUGUGUGCGGCCUCCGCGAGUCGUGACCCGGGUGUCGCGUCUUCAUCCGCUUUGACCUCCCUCUGGGACGACUACAGCUUGACAUUUGGGCAAGAAGACACAGAAGAAACGUCUGCUGAACCUCCGUGCCACCAUCGGGACUCUUUACUCAGCGCAGGCCUUCCGGCGGCCUCCUCCCUUUGUGAAAAAGCAAUACACACACACGCAAACGCUGAACUGCAAUACCGUGAGAAAUCGCCGGCGUUCGACGCGCAGUCGGCAGCAGUUUCGCCCGACGGGGUUGCAUUCGACAAAGACGUAUCGCGGCUCUUUGCCGAGCUGGAUGAGAUGUCGCUGGCCGCGUCCCGGGCUCGUAUCCCCGAGGCCUUCGUCCGAUGCUGGGCCGUCGAGCUCGUCGCGGCGCUGGAUUCUCUGCACCGAGAGGGCAUCAUCUGUCGAGACCUCAAUCCCAACAACAUCCUCCUCGAUCGUCAAGGUCACGUUCAGCUAACUUACUUCUGCAGCUGGAGUGAUGUGGAGGAGUCCUGUGACGAAGAGGCCAGCGCUAACAUGUACUGCGCGCCAGAGGUGGGAGGCAUCGGCGAGGAGACGCCGGCGUGCGAUUGGUGGAGUUUGGGUGCCAUCUUGUUUGAGCUGCUGACAAGCAUGUCGCUGCUCCAGUGCCAUCCAGCGGGAAUCGGACGCCACACGGCGCUCAACAUCCCCGAGUCGUUGUCGGAGGAAGCCAGAUCGCUGCUGGAACAGUUGCUGCAGUACAACCCGGCGGAGCGGCUGGGCGCGGGGGCGGGCGGCGCCGACGACAUCAAAUCGCACCCCUUCUUUGCCAAAGUGGACCGGACCGAAUAGACGCUGCCCAACCCUUCCAAGGAUGCAUGCUGGGAAACUGACCGUCACUGUUACACUCCAGGUAGACAGAGUAGAGACAAGAGUCCACUUUUACGUUAGAUUUGUUUCAUUGGCCUUGUGUGCAGUUCCAAUCUUUUCUGUUUGCUCGACUGAUGCGCCACUAAACUUUGUUAGUUUGACA